Messenger RNA from Funneliformis caledonium, 471 nucleotides. The record is from the annotation of a GenBank genome assembly. NCBI's taxonomy places the organism in Eukaryota, Fungi, Glomeromycota, Glomeromycetes, Glomerales, Glomeraceae.
AUGAUUUUGGCUACAAGACGCGCUAUUCGUCACGAUGUUAAACCAUUCAGCACAUUUAUCAAGAAGACAUCAGUUAGCCCAACUAACCAAAUGAUCACAUUCGAGAACGUUGGGGAUUUCCUUACUGUGAAGUCUAUUAACUUUAAACAAAUUACAAAAUACAAAUUGCACGAGCCUUUUGUCGCAGAGCUGGCUCGUGUCGAAAAGAUACCUCUUGUCGAACAAAAUAAUACCAAUAAAAUAUUAGGAAAGACUGGAUAUGGUGAAGUGCAUUAUACAAUUGAGAUUUAUAACGAAAAACAUAGACAAUCAUUUGAACAGAACUCUAAGAUUAAAAGUGGUCAGGUUGCUAAAUGGACAGUAAACGAUAUUCUUGGUGCAGAGCCAAAUAAUUUGAAUUUGGUUGAAUUUGUGAAAACCAUGUUGUUAUUAGUUGAAAGAUGCCAUAAAGUAAUUUCUAGUGAAUCAUAA